AUGUCUACAGCGUCUAGAAGAAGAUUGAUUCGUGAUUUCAAACGCCUUUCAUCAGAUCCUCCAGGAGGAAUUAGUGGUGCACCAUGUCCCGACAAUAUUAUGAUUUGGAAUGCUGUUAUCUUUGGUCCGGCCGAUACGCCAUUUGAAGAUGGUACCUUCCGACUUAUACUUACUUUUGAUGAAUCUUAUCCGAACAAACCUCCGACAGUGAAAUUCUUGUCCAAGAUGUUUCAUCCAAACGUUUACGCCAAUGGAGAACUUUGUUUAGAUAUUCUACAAAACCGUUGGUCACCAACUUAUGAUGUUGCAGCAAUCUUAACAUCUGUUCAAUCACUGUUACAUGACCCUAAUCCAAAUUCGCCUGCCAAUUCUGAAGCAGCUAAUCUUUAUCGUGAUAAUAUGAAGGAUUAUAUUAAAAAGGUUCGAGCAACAGUAGAAGCGAGUUGGGUAGACGAAGGUGCAUUAGCUGGUCCAGCUGGUUCUUCUUCUUCAUGA
This is a messenger RNA of Melampsora larici-populina 98AG31, 495 nucleotides long. RefSeq lists its product as uncharacterized. The transcript has 5 exons. Gene Ontology annotation, biological process: proteasome-mediated ubiquitin-dependent protein catabolic process; protein polyubiquitination; DNA repair. Gene Ontology annotation, molecular function: ubiquitin conjugating enzyme activity. The record is from RefSeq and is a predicted model, not a curated record. Lineage: Eukaryota; Fungi; Basidiomycota; Pucciniomycetes; Pucciniales; Melampsoraceae. Bases 1 to 495 code for a protein of 164 amino acids. Gene Ontology annotation, cellular component: HULC complex.